Molecule: messenger RNA, 1108 nt
Organism: Melitaea cinxia (Glanville fritillary)
Lineage: Eukaryota; Metazoa; Arthropoda; Insecta; Lepidoptera; Nymphalidae
Exons: 2
Coding region: 142-1092 (316 amino acids)
Source: RefSeq, a predicted model, not a curated record
UCUAAUUACUCUUUCCAAAAAGAUACGUAUUCUUUGCACAAAUAUAAAAAUCUAUUAAAACCAUUUUUAAUUGUGGCAUGUGAUGGUUACAUAUUAGAUUGUUUCGGUCCAUACAAGGCUACCACAUCUGAUGCUGACAUAAUGAUUUCCCUUUUUGACAAUGAAAACUCUCCUCUUAGAUUAUAUUUUCAAGAAAAUGAUGUGUUUAUAUUGGAUAGGGGUUUCAGAGAUUGUAUAAGAAUGCUAGAAAGUUGUAAUUAUCGACCAUAUAUGCCUGAUUCUCUAUUAGAAGGCGAACACCAAUUAACAACACAACAGGCCAACCGGAGUCGUUGUGUAACAUUAUGCCGCUGGGUAGUUGAGGCAGUAAAUGGACAUUUAAAAAGAGAUUUUAAGCUCCUGAGGCAAGACUAUUUUAAUAAAUCUGUGCCAAAUAUGAUGCAGAACUUUCAGAUAGCUGCCAGUCUCCUUAACCGAUUUGGUGUUCGUUUUCGUGAUAGAGAUGAUUCUAAUGAAAUAGUCGCAAUAAUUAGAGAGAGAAUUAAUUUUGAAAAUAAUUUAGCACUCUUGAUUGAGGAAUUAAAUAUGAAUAGAAGGUUUGCUGUUUUUCAGAGUAUAACAGCUGACCGAGAUAAUUUAUUUAUGUUUCCUAGAUUAAGUUACAAUGAUUUAGUACUAUUUGGUCUAGGUACUUACCAGAUAAGGCAAGCCAGAUCGUAUUAUGGGGAACAUAUUCGAUUUCAUGGAUCAUAUAUAAUAGAAAUAUGUAGAGACACACAAGACUUUUCUCAGUAUAAUCUGAGAGGAAGUGGUGAUAUAACAUUAAUAAGAGGAAAAAUUAAGUCCAGACACAUUUCAAAAAAACAAUAUUAUGUCUACAUUUUAAUAGAAAAUAAUGUGUCUGGCAGAGCUGGUAUAGUCGAAUACUAUUGUAAUUGUUUGGUUGGUCAACGAACCAUUGGAUGUUGCGCUUAUGUUAUGACAUUAGUGUGGUACCUUGGAUGGGCUAGAUAUGAAGAAAAUAUCUCUGCUCCAGCAGAAUUUCUGGAUGAUGUAUAUAUAAGAGAUUUUUAUGAAAAUGAUGAUACCUAAUAAACUUUAACAUUUA